Messenger RNA from Trichophyton rubrum CBS 118892, 1787 nucleotides. RefSeq lists its product as uncharacterized. Lineage: Eukaryota; Fungi; Ascomycota; Eurotiomycetes; Onygenales; Arthrodermataceae. The transcript has 2 exons. The record is from RefSeq and is a predicted model, not a curated record. The coding region runs from base 1 to 1035 and encodes 344 amino acids. Gene Ontology annotation, molecular function: monooxygenase activity; oxidoreductase activity, acting on paired donors, with incorporation or reduction of molecular oxygen; heme binding.
AUGCAUAACAAGGCGAACGAGGUCGAGGACAGCAAAAAAGGCCCUGAGUUUGAUAUCGGGCCCUGGUUCAACUUUACCACCUUUGAUAUCUUCGGAGAACUCGGCUUUGGAGAGUCGUUUGACUGCCUCGAGAAUUCCCGGUACCAUCCAUGGAUUGCGCUGCUUUUCAACAGUGUUAAGGCGGCCGCGUUUAUAUCUGCUGCCAAAUUCUUCCCGCUGAUCACCUUGAUGCUCAUGAAAUGUAUACCCGAGUCCCUCAAGAAGAUGCAGAAGGAUCACUUCCAGCAGAUUGUAGAUAAGGUCGACCGGCGUCUCAGCUGGGAACUGGACCGUCCGGAUUUCAUGUCCCAUGUUAUCAAGUCCAACGGAACCACGAAGAUGCCGAUUGGGGAGAUCUAUGCCACCUUCAUGGUGAUGACCACUGCCGGAAGCGAGACGACUGCAACCACACUCAGUGGGACGAUGAAUCACCUUGUUUCCCAGCCGGAGACCCUUGCUAAGCUCACCAAGGAGGUGCGCAGUGCAUUCCAGAGCGAGAGUGACAUGACCCUGGAUGCCCUCCAUGACCUCACAUACCUCGACGCCGUACUUCGGGAGGGCCUCCGAACCUGCCCACCCGUUCCAUGGAUGCUGCCCAGAAUUGUCCCGCGUGGAGGUGACACUGUCUGUGGAACCUGGCUACCCGAGGGUACCGCUGUGAGCAUCCAAGCAUACACCCUCAACCGCGACCCUUCAUUCUUUCACUCAGCAACAUCCUUUAUCCCUGAGCGCUGGCUCCCCGAGGCCAGCACUAACCCAAAAUCUCCUUUCUACCAUGACCAGCGUAACGCUGUCCAGCCGUUCAGCGUUGGACCAAGAGAGUGCCUUGGCCAACAUCUUGCAUGGGCCGAGCUGAGACUUAUCCUCGCUAGAUUAGUCUGGGCGUUUGAUUUUGAGGCUGUAGAGGGGAAGAAACUCAGAUGGGAAGAGCUGAGGACCUUUCUCCUGGUUGAGAAGAAGCCGAUUCAAGUGAGAAUCAAGCAGAGAUCAAAUUAAGGUAAACGACGCGAUGUGUUUGGUGCGUCCAGCUGGUGUCUCUGCGGCUGAUAUCAGCGACCAUAUCUACAUAGUCAUCAUCAAACGGGUAUGCCGGAACGAAACAAAACGGGAGGAGCAUUUGCUUGUAUACUAAUUUCUCAGGGGCAACCCAUAUUAUUCUCUCAGAGUACAUCAUGAACACCACUCUAUAAUUUCUCCCUGGGUGCGGAUUUGACCAAGACAGGCAUUUUUGCUUUUCUCCUUGACAUUCUUGAGAUAAUAUGCAUUCGCCUCUCAGCCCCUGCCUUGCAUACAACGCCAUAUCAAUAUCGGGUGUAUUAUACAUGGUCAACCCAGCAAGGUACAUCCCAAGCUUAUUUCGAUGGCGCCCUCACUCGAUGGAAUUGCUGUACUCAAUGCAAUGCCUUCUCACCCUCCUUUCGGCCCCAGCCGCAGUACACAGCUUGGAGGCAAAAACGGCAACAAAGCAAAUACGUUGCCUAGUUAUUCCAUAUUCAGGUAACGCUUGGCUGCUAUACUCCGUGCUAUGACGGUGAGAAAGACUUCAUCUUAUGCUCGGCGCGAAUACGAUCAGAGCAACCUCACGCUCAUAGUUAGUGGUUUUUAGUCUCGGUCAGCGCUCCGGGUCCUUCGUGGCUGUCUUGGUAUGGGGUACCUAGCGUAAUAGACUGUGCCCCUAAUGCCAGGGAUGGUACGGGGUCGGCCCACGGCUCAAAGUCAAGAAGCCUAGGCUUGGUAGAUCUUUGUAG